AUGGGCAAUUCGAUCAAUGCCACUUCUUUGUACAAUCCACCCACCAGGUUGGCAUCACCUAAAUGGGGAAGGAUUCCUGUACACCUACUCUCCUCCGGUGCACAGUUCACCGCACAAGUCCGAUAUUAUUCCCGUGCCCGUAAUGACCACCCGUCUGUUGCAGACUCCCAUCGGACAGACCCGGAUAUGGAAAUAAACGACUCAAACAAGAUCUCCCUUUCCACCGCCUCUGAUCCAGACUUGCCUCACCUCAACAGCUCGCAGCACGUGCACAUGACCAAGAUCGCCGAGAAGCCGGUGACGAAACGUCAAGCCACGGCUACUUGUGUGGUGCAAUUCUCCAACCCGCGGCCGUGGGAGAUACUACGAGAGGGCCGUGGGACCAAGAAGGGAGACGUGUUCAGUGUCGCCCGCAUCGCCGGCAUUAUGGCUGCCAAGAAAACCCCGGAUCUGGUCCCCCUCUGUCACCCGGGGAUUGGCAUCACGGGCGUCGAGGUAGAUGUGAGGUUACUGGACCCUGAUGCUGCGGACGCGCGUGCUUCGGACGGCUCGAUGGGCCAUGGGGCGAUGCACGUCACGGCUACCGUGAGCUGCCUGGGACGAACGGGGGUCGAGAUGGAAGCGAUGACUGCUACGAUGGGAGCGGCCCUGACGGUGUACGAUAUGCUGAAAGCGGUGGAUAAGGGAAUGGUGAUUGGUGGCGUGAAGCUGCUGGAGAAGAAGGGGGGUAAAAGUGGGCAUUGGGUUCGCCACGCAGUGGUCAAAGACAAUGGAGGAACUGAAUGA
This is a messenger RNA of Aspergillus japonicus CBS 114.51, 786 nucleotides long. Its product is annotated as cyclic pyranopterin monophosphate synthase. The record is from RefSeq and is a predicted model, not a curated record. Lineage: Eukaryota; Fungi; Ascomycota; Eurotiomycetes; Eurotiales; Aspergillaceae. The coding region runs from base 1 to 786 and encodes 261 amino acids. Gene Ontology annotation, biological process: Mo-molybdopterin cofactor biosynthetic process. The transcript has a single exon.